This is a messenger RNA of Paramecium tetraurelia, 2502 nucleotides long. RefSeq lists its product as uncharacterized. NCBI's taxonomy places the organism in Eukaryota, Ciliophora, Oligohymenophorea, Peniculida, Parameciidae. The record is from RefSeq and is a predicted model, not a curated record. Gene Ontology annotation, biological process: cell motility. Gene Ontology annotation, cellular component: motile cilium. The transcript has 5 exons.
AUGUCAAAUAAUGCAGUUAGCGAUAUUGAAAUUUAGAAGCAAGCCCAAUAGCAAUAAAAUAAUAUACUUGCCAUCUUGAAGUCUGGCAACGCAACUGUUGUCAAUGAGAAAUUGUAGAGAUGUCGAGAUUUCAAAGAGGGCAAAGACAUCCCAGUCCCUUUCUGUUAUAAAGGUAUACCAACUUCCACAUUAUCCCUAGAAAACUCUCCCAAAGAGGAAUUAGUAUUGGAGCAUGUGCAAUAAUUUUAAAAACAGUUUCAAUUGCAUUACGAUGAAAGAAGAAAUCUUUUCCUCUAUCCCAAAAAUGAGUGCGAUCUCUAUAAAUUUAUCUGCACAACCUUGCGUCCCCAAAAAAUUGGCUAUCUAGAACUCUAUAAUUACGAAUAAUGUGCAAGAUAUAUGAGUUUUUUCAUUGCUUAUGAAUAAUUGGAUCCUCCCGAUCAAUUUCCCAAGGUUAUUCCCAGUCCAACCAACGUUGCUAGGUGGCAGAAAGGUGAUUGCUUUGAUUUAGCCAUGCUCCUAUGCAGCGUUUUGAUAGGAGUUGGCUAUGAUGCUUAUUGUGUUUAUGGAACAGCUCCUAGAUCAAUAACUAGUAAAAAUGAAUCAGAUCUUGAAUACAUCUUCAUCAACAAUGGAAUCAAAGAGGAUGAUGAAGACAAAGAUAAAGACAAUGAUGAACUCAAAGAUAAUGAAUUUGCCAUCCUUCCAAAAGAAGAAAUCGUCUCAAAAUAUGACACCAAAAUAUAGAAGUAAAAGGAAGAGUUUGAAAAAGAAUAAAAACGAAUAGCUCUUACUAUUGAUGAUGAUGAACCUGAUCAAAUGGGAGCAGAUUACUAUGCUGGGAAGAGAAUUCAUUGCUGGAUUCUCUUGAAAGCAGGGAAAAGAGGAGUUGAAAGAAAUCUCUUUAUUGAACCUGCAACUGGAAGGAUCUAUCAAAUCAAUGAAAGUCCAUUUUUAACUGUAGAUGCAGUUUUUAACAAUAAGAACUUUUGGAUCAAUAUGAAACUUGAAUCCAAAGUUGCAGAUUUAAAUUUCGAUGAAAUGGAUACCUCUAUGAAUUGGGAAUACGUCAUGUUGGAUACUCUCGUUGAACAGAGUUAAUAAGAUGAUGAAGAUUACAAUUAUGGUGAAGAUCAUAAUCAAUAAUAAAAACAAGUCGAUCCUUAAUAAUAAUAAUUAUAAGACAUUGCUCAGAUCUUAGAUAUGCCACCUCCUUGGCCUCCUAAAUUGUUUAUUGACAAAGAGGCCUUUCUCAAAGGAACUCCCCUAGGAGAGUCUACAGUCUUUUAUAAGAAAUGUAAAAUAGAUUCCUAUGCCCCAUAUUCGCAAGAAAAGGAUGGAUUAGUUUAGAGAUAUACUAUUUAUCAGGAUUAUAAAAGAUUGAAAGUCUAUGAAAUUAGAUACUUCUACAAACACAGAUCUGACAAAUUAGUUUUGAAAAGAAGAUUCCCCUAUGAAUUUAAGACCAUUGAAGAGUAUGAACCAGGAAAUAAACCUUAAAGAAAGACUAUUACUACAAUAGAUAGAUAAUUAAGGAUCAUUUUAUAUCUAUCCAACGUAGAAAUCACGAUGGUUUAAUAAAAAGAAUUGAAAAAAUUGGAGAGAAAACAAUUGAAGAAUACGAGAACAGAGAUGAUAGAAUUUGAUGCUAAAGAUAAGAAAUUUGAAUAAAGAGAUUUAAUUCAUAAUGAUAGAUAUAUGGGAUAAGUCAAGAUCACUAAAAUGACUUAAAAAUAUGAAUUGAGUGAAUUGUACCCAGCUAGUGAGUAGCCACAAAAGGUUGUUAUAGACUUGGUUAAAAAUGUUAUCAGAGUCUAUUAUCAUAUGAAUAAAGGAGAAAUCAAUCCAUAAGUCAAAGAGUUGAAGAGAGAGAAUAUGCACGGAUUAGGAAAGUUAAAUGAAACGGGAGUGGAGAAAAAAAAUGAAGAUGCUUUGGUUUCUUAAGAGAAUCAAAGAAUAGCAAAUUUAGAAAAGGAAUGUUUAACCCAUAUUAAAAAUCAAGAAGAUGAAGUAAAGAAGGAUGAAGAACAAUUGAGAUCUUAAGAUCUCAAACUUGAAAAAACACUUCAUGACAAAGCUAGAGAAAGAUACAAAGAAACAUUAAAGAAGUCUGAAGAAGAAAAAUAAAGGGAAUAAGCAGACAAAGAUUACCUAUUUCCAUAUUUGGAAAAGAGAAAGUUGUUAGGGAAGGAAGUACUUAAUUACAAUGAAGCUUUGGAUAUAUAAAAAGAUGUUAUGACUAAAUUGAAGGAGCGUUUGCUCUCUAGAGCAGCCAUCAUCCAAAAAAAAUUAGAGGAAGAAAGAGCUAAAUUAGAUCAAGCUGAAUAAAUGUAGUAGAAAAAGGCAGAUCCAGAUGAUAAUGAAUAUAUCAAUAUCCAAUUUAGAAUUGAUAUUUUGGAGUAAAGAGCUAUUAGAUUUGAAUCCUAAGCACUUCUUAAAUAUGAGGAAAUGGAUAGAAAACUUAAGGAAGAUAAAAGAUUGAAUGAACUAAAAAAGAAAUGA